CAUUGCUUCUUCUCAUCCACAAUACUCUCUCUCUCUCUCUCUCUCUAUUUUCGUUCUUUUCUUUCUCUCUUUUCACUUUUAAUCAAUUUUUGUUGGGUUUUUGUGCUUUGCAACAGUAGUACUAGUUCUUAUGAUCAGUUUUGAUUAAGGUUCCUUUAAAUUAGCUUCUUUUAGACAUAGGAGGAGGUUUGUUGCCAAUUGGAUCUCUAUGAUCAGCUUUUGCUUUCCUUUCUCUAGCUGACACUUGGAUAAAGAUAUUGUUUAAGGUCAUGGUUUUGGUCUUUGGCAAGCAAGAAGGCAUAUAAACCAAUGGAGAACUAAAAGCCACCUUUUCUUUUACUCUUUCUUUAAUAAGCUGCUAUAGAGGGUUUGGUGUAGUUCCAUAUUCUCUCUCUCUCUCUCUCUCUCUCUCUCUCUCUCUCUCUCUCUCCUACUAGAGUCCUUCUCAUGCUUGGGAACUUUUGCCUUUUCACUCAUCUAUAGAGAGCAGGGAACUCAAUAGAAGAUAUUGAAGAUAUGUUAUCAUCAACCUACCAGUGUUUCUCAAUUUAUUCUGCUCUUUUUUUUUCCUUUUUUUUUCUUUUACUGUUAACAAUUGUGAGAGACCCAUCACAGAUGCAACCUAGCUACUAUAAAUUGGUGCUUCUGAUAUCUUUCUGUCCCUUCUGAUAGUUGAGUAGAAAAUUAGGAGAAGAAGAAGAAGAAGAAGAAGAAAAUCAGAUCUGUCUUGAGUGUUUCUUUUGUCCCCCUCGGUACUGCUGUGGCCUCAAAUCCUAUCUGCUUCUUCUAAUUACUUGUUAAAACAAAAGCGCAGUCAAAAGCAGUUUGGUAAUGAAGGAGCUUGAAAUUCAGCACCAGCAAGCUGUGGAUGAGAGCAUGUCUAAUCUUUCUACCUCAGCAUCUGCUGCUUCUCCCCUCUCCUCAAACCAUCAAUCCUCUUUAGCCUCUCCAAAUCCAAAUCCAAAUCCUGCUAAGAAGAAGAGAAGCCUCCCAGGAAACCCAGACCCAGAUGCAGAAGUAAUAGCACUGUCCCCAAAAACUCUGAUGGCAACAAAUAGGUUUGUGUGUGAGAUCUGCAGCAAAGGGUUCCAAAGAGAUCAAAACCUGCAGCUCCACAGAAGGGGCCACAACUUGCCAUGGAGGCUGAAGCAGAAGGCAAGCAACAAGGAGGUGAGGAAGAAGGUGUACAUAUGCCCAGAAGUGUCCUGCGUGCACCAUGACCCCUCUAGGGCUCUUGGGGACCUCACUGGGAUCAAGAAGCACUUCUUCAGGAAGCAUGGGGAGAAGAAGUGGAAGUGUGACAAGUGCUCCAAGAAGUAUGCUGUUCAAUCUGACUGGAAAGCCCAUAGCAAGAUUUGUGGCACUAGGGAGUACAAGUGUGACUGUGGCACUCUCUUCUCGAGGAGGGACAGCUUUAUUACCCACAGAGCCUUCUGUGAUGCAUUGGCUGAAGAGACUGCAAAGUCCAUCACAGCAAACACUGUUACUGAUCACCACCCUCUUCCUCCUCCACCUCCUCCUCCUCCUCCUCUCCUCUUCUCUCAUCAGCCCACACUAUCACAUGACUUCUCCACACUGCAAGAUCACACCACAAAUAGCAACCAUGGUGAUCUUGAUCUCCAUCAUCAAGAUCAGCUCUCCAACAUAGAAGAAAAGCACCAUGACCAACAACAACAACAACAACAGUAUUUGACAAUGGCUAAAGCUCAUUAUAAAGAGAUCAUCCCAUCAUGGGCUUCUCUAAACCACUCUGAAAAGCCCUUCUCUCUCUACCCAAAUGAGAACCAGCACCAACAGUCUCUAAGUACAGCAGCUUCUCCUCACUUGUCAGCCACUGCACUGCUCCAAAAAGCAGCUCAGAUGGGUGUAACUAUGAGUAGAGCCCCACAGAAUGGUCACACGUCUACUACUCACUACACAAGCAGUACCAGUACAAGUGCUAAUUAUGGGGGCUUUGGGCUGGGCCUGAGUUCAAGUCAUGAAGUGGGUGGGAGUGGUCCUGUGUUCCACGACAUGAUGGUCUCUUCUCUCUCUUCGGGUUCUUGUCUUGAUGGGUCUCUUCCUCAAGGGGCCAUUAAUGGUGUGGGAAGCUUAAGAAGCAGCCAUGGGAGCAGGAAUGAGGAGGGAGGAGGAGUUGGUGGCGGUGGUGGUGGUGGUGUUGGUGAUGGGUUGACCAGGGACUUCCUGGGUUUGAGGGCCUUCUCUCCCAGAGAGAUCUUCAACAUGGCUGGGUUUGAUCCUUGCAUGAAUCCCUCUUCCUAUCAUCAACCUUAAGAAGCUACCAACCACCAAAAAAGGAAGCAAUGUGGAGGAGAUUGGCACAAUCAUUCCAUGGGUAACUUUUUGAGUCUUUUGUAGCUCUCAUAUAAGGCUCAAUGGUUUAAAUCUCUCUCUCUCUCUCUCUCUCUCUCUCUCUCUCUCUCAACGAACGCAAGAGAGGAGUAUGUUAAUUUCAGCAUCUCUCUUUUUCUUUGGUAUACAGUAAUCAAAAAGAGGAAAUUCCAGUUGCAGCUUAA
Molecule: messenger RNA, 2516 nt
Organism: Ananas comosus (pineapple)
Lineage: Eukaryota; Viridiplantae; Streptophyta; Magnoliopsida; Poales; Bromeliaceae
Product: protein indeterminate-domain 2-like
Exons: 3
Coding region: 832-2274 (480 amino acids)
Cellular component (GO): nucleus
Molecular function (GO): DNA-binding transcription factor activity
Source: RefSeq, a predicted model, not a curated record